AUGGACUCCCUCACACUCGAAAAGGGUCAAGGCGCCCAAGAUACCGCCAGCAUUCACACGUUGGACGCGGCUUCUACGGCCGCAGGCCAGGUUGAGACACCUCGAGUCGAGCGCAAAGCUAGUGUCAACGGCUCGAUACAGAUCCCCGCCACACCUACUAAACCCACAAAGCCAGUACUACCAGCACAGACUCCUAGGUUGAAGAAGAAGGUACCAUGGAAAGGAAAGAAUAUUAUGGUGCAUCUUCCCCGGGAUGACCAACGGGGCCAGACUGGUAAGGGCUCCGUACCCCUUACUGCCUCACAGAUGCAAGAUAUGCUUCGGUCAUGGCAAGAGCUAGGCUACAACACUAGAGGCUUCGAUCUGGAUGGCCCUGCCGAUGUUUCUCGUGCAACACUCGAUCCACUAGAGUACAAUUCGCAGAGCCGAAACCAGUGGCCGAACCCUGAAGAGAUCGUGAAGGAACGAGUCGAUCACAAGUUCCACGUCUUGCUGCCGGAUUUGAAUGCGUGGAAAGAUUAUGUCAACGAGCUACAGGAAGCCAAGCUUAGGGCGCUUGGUGUGUCCUUUGGUGACGAGCCGCCAGCACAACCGCCAGCCAUUUCUCCAGUUCCCUCAGGGCUUGGUGGGAGAAUGUCAACUCAGUAUCCCCCGUUGCCCUUUUCACCGCCUAUCCCCACCGGUUCGGCCACAAGUGGUGGCGCUCAAGGCUUCCCGUUCCCAGGUGCUUUCCACGGGACGUCAGCGACACAAAGCCCUACCGUUCCGUCUGUGGCGUCACCGUUGUCUUUCGCCGGUUUACCAGGCAAAUUCAACCCGCGGGCACAAUCCAUCUCCAUCUCUCCUCACGAACUCCCUUUCCAUUUUGGCCAACCAUCCCCGCAUGGCUUCUCUCCUCGGGAGAUGCUUCUACAGCAACACCUUGGUCGAAGUGGUUCGCCGUCCGUCCUCGGCUUGAACGGGUUGAUGUCGCCAACAUCGCCUUUUGAAGGCGUUCCUUCACCACUAGGCUUGCACCAGCGUCAUCAGUCUUUGCAAUAUCCUAUGUUGCCGCAUCAGCACCUACAGCGCCAGGAAUCUGCACGAGCGUCGCCACGCCUACAGGAGCUGCGUGAGGUGGACGAGGAGACCCAGAGCAACCCCUAUGAAGAAAGGAGCCCUUCCAAGACGCCUGAGCCUGCUCGUUUCAUCAAACAUAAUGCCAGCGACAGUCUGCAGAAAGAGAUCGAUGAUGCUGAGUACCACCUUGAGGAACAAUUUCGUGAGCAGCUUGAGCAUGAAGAUUACAGCCCACAUCAAGAGACUGACAAGGUCAAUGCCCAUGGCCCCGUCGGCCCUGGUUUAUCCGCCCAUGCUAGAGGACCAUCGGUUCACUUCGGUAACUUUGGCAACGACUCCGACGAGGGUCCUGUCCUGCAUCAUCCUCGCCCGCAUAGUCGCGGGCACUCCCUUACGCAAAAAUCCUUCUUUGAGAACGAUGAAGUGCGUGACAGUAACUCUGACCCUGAUGCUGCCAAGCUCCAAACAGUCAAGGAACAGAAGGGCGAUGAAUCUUACGAGAUCGAGACGAACCCAAGCAAUCUUGGAACCCCUGUUUCGGGCUUCAACUCAGCCAAGGACUUCCAUCAGCGUGACAUGUCCACAACAAGCAACCCGUGGGCUCAUGUACAGUCUAUGAAUGGGGACAAGCCAGUCUCGCGCCGCCCUAGUCAUACGAGCAAGCCAUCAUUUUCAAAGCUCAACGCUAAUGCAACGGAGUUCAAAUUCAACCCUACAAGCUCUUUUACGCCAGGCCAAUUCAGUUUUGGAGCAAGUAGCUUCCAGCCUGCUACGAGCUCUUCCCAGCCGGCGGCCUUCCAAGCAUCUGCUUCCAGCCACGUUAGUGGGCCUUCGACUUCUUCAUCCAAAGGUAGGAUCAAUGCUGCCGCGCCUGUAUUUUCUCCUACUACAAGUGACUUUCACUUUCCUAGUAAGGCCGAGUUCGGUUUGCCCGGAAAAAGCGACUUCAACUUCUCUGCUAGUGGUCCGAAAUUUAAUCCCGUCGCUCCUACUUUCCAGCCAACUGGUUCUUUUGCGGGUUCCGUUACGAGUGCAGCAGCCUCUGGCAAUGAGAGUAUAGACAACCGUGGUUCGAUCUUUGGCAGCAUUGAUCUUAACUUGUCCUCAGAAGUCGCCAAGCCAGCUAAGAAAAGCAAGGCAGUUCCUAUCAUGCGUCCAGCCAGCAGUCACAAGUCGCCCACUCCUGGCCCAGCUCCUGUUUCGGUGGAGGAGACUGAUAAGGACGGUCGUCUCACGGAUCUAAGUCGAAGGAGCAAGAAGUUCAGGGAUAGCAUUGAUGGAGAUGAUGUCCCACGCUUCGCUGAACCAACACCCGAACUCGAGCCAUCGACCAUCGUGCAGUCCAUGGCACCUGCCAGAGAUCAGCCUGCUGAUCAUGAUGAACAUGAAGCAGCUGGCGACGCUAUCUUUGACUCCACUGUGCUCUCGGAGUCCACUGAUGCCAAGCUACAAUCAGAGUCUCAUGAUACAAGAGCCACGACGAGUCCGUCUGCAACAUCCCCAGACCAGGACAAGGCCGACUGGGCUCCUUUCGAGUUCAAGAAUAGCUCGGAGGUUCGAGACUUCAACGAUUCAAGACCUUUUGGAGACUCUGAGCCCUUCCAAAAAGGCCACAAGAAAAGCUUAUCUGCUACAGCCGCAUCUUUUGUACCGGGAGGCUUCACCUUUGGCGGCCCUAACCCUGUGGCCGCUACCUUUGAGCCGUCCGAGGAUGACCGCGCUGCCUCGCCGACUCCUGGUCCUGAGCCUCGUCACGCAGCAGAUGCUGAACCUGUGCUUGUCGAGCCGCAACGCGAGCCUACACCAGAGCCAACAAAAUCUGGUCUGGGCGCUUCCCGCUUUGCUUCGGGAGCAUCGCGUCAAGGGCUUGGCGCAUCACGUUUUGCCUCACCACCGCCACAGCCCAAGGGAUCGGACGCCCCGAGGUUCGCUAAGUCACCGUCGCCCGUCUCUGAAGCAGACCAAAGAUCGGAAGCCGAGUAUAUCCUUAGUAACGAGCCAUCCGAACUUCACAGCUUUAACGAGUCGAUUCCCAUACCCGCUAGCCCUCCAUCAGUUGCCGCCGAUGAGCGUCUGAAGCAACGCGUUGCUGGCGACCAUGAGCUGACAUUCGAGGAGAUUGAUGCCGUGAUGCAGCAUAUGAAUGAGACCGAUCCUACCAUGGGUGUCAACAGAACCUUGGAAUCCUCUCCCAAAUGGCGUCAACCCAGUCCUGUUCGCAACGUCACCCUAGGGACCGUUGCGAAUGAUUCUCCUUUGCGCCUGCCGCUACUGAGCCAUUUUAGAAGCGACGCUCCCAGCCCGACUCCCCAGCAAUACCGAGCUCUGCCUUCCGAGCCUGCGCCCGAGUUGCUGUCUCCUGAGGUGGACGAUCCAUUUGUUGACCCUCCUCGGAGUACGCAUACCUUUGACGUGGAAGGUCCAGUCCAUAAUCUUGGCAGUGGUAACGCUACUGAAAGCGAAGAAUGGGACAAGGCUUUCAGCGCUGAUGAGCAAGAGAAGCUUGGUCAACGUGUCCAAUACUUCAACGGUCAUGUUCAAGAGCUCGUUGGUGACAUGCUGGCUGACCGACUCGACCCCCUCGAGAAGACUUUGGGAUCGAUUCAACACGCUCUUCUUGCUAUGUCCAGGCGGACACCUUCCAGUCAUCCCAGCCGUCGUGAACGGCGAAGUGCAUCUGUAGAAAUUCAGGAAAGUGAUGCCGACGAUGAGGACGAUGACGUUCCAGUUACUCGCAAGUCUAAUAGCCCCCAGCGAAACAAAAAAAUGGAGCAAAUGCGUUUUGCUGUUAUGGAGGCCCUCAACCAACAUCACGCCAGUCGUGCAUUGCAAUCUGUAAUGGAGCAAACUGAGCCCUCUGUCGAUAACGGAACAGUCCUCAGGGAACUCCAGGAGAUGAGAGAACAGCUCAGCAAAUCGCUGCAUGUCGACUUCCCCAUCGAAGAUGUUAGAAAUAUCGUCGAGGAGGCUGUCCAGAACCAGCGUCCAACUACCCCACCUCCAGUUGUUAAAGACGACGAUGAGGCUACAAUGAAGAUGGCAGAGAUGCAGGCCAGGGUCCAUGAGCUUGAGCAACGAUUAAGGUAUCAGGAGGAGACAAUCGACAAGGAGACGACUACUCGACGAGGAGCGGAAGAUCGCUCUGCUGAGCUCAGUCGUCAACUUGAGCAGGCCGAAACCAAGAUUGAGGUCGAAAUCAUGAACCGCAGCGUAUACGAUCAGCGAGUGCAUGACCUCGAGGAGCGACUUAGGCUUCAAGAACAGAGGUCUGAUUUUGAGCUUAGUGGUCGCAGAGAGGCUGAGGACAGACUCUCGGAGAUCCAACGGCUCUUACGCAUUUCUUCCGAGGAGGAGGAUCGACUCCGCGCUGUACUUGAGGAGCGCGACCAGAAGAUCAGGUCUGUCGAGCAGGGGGCCGGCAAAAGUGCCAUGCGCCUAGCCCUGCUUGAAGCCGCGCAAUCUAAUGCAGACAAAACCCAAAUCGAUCUCACCAACCGUCUCAACGCAACCGAUGAAGAGCUUCGCAAUACUGUACAGGAAGCUCGCCAUUGGCGAUCCGAAGCCGAGUCCGCUCGCGACUCGCACCGUCGACAGACUGACGAUCUUGUCACUGCCAUUGAUGAGGCUAAACACCUUCGUAAGGUCAUUGACACUCUCGGAACUCAGCUCAGUGAGACAGAGAAGCUUCGCGAAACCUGGCGGGUCAAGUUCCUCUCUAUGCAAGACGAUAUGGCCCAUGCAGCACGCGAGAUCACCGAGGAAAAUACUCGGCGCCUGAAGAAAGAACAAGCUCUCAUUGCACGACAGGAGGUAUUGGAUGCCAGACUACAGGCUGAAUCCAAGACUCGCGAGCGACUGGAAGCAGAGCUUGAAAGACUAGAAGGCGGCGAGCGUGCCGGUAUGAGAGCUGUGGCCGAUGUCAAGCGCCUGGAAUCUCUCCUCACCGAGCUUCGAAACGAGAAUCACAAGAUCCAAACCACUGCUCUCCACUUCCAGCGUGAAGCUAAGGAAGCACGUGAAUCGGCUGCAAGUGAGGUGCAACGUACUCGCACUUCCGUCCAGGCCGAUCUCGACUCGGCCAACGACCAGGUGAAUGUCGUUCGUGCUGGACUUGAAGAUGAGCUGGCCAAGAUUCGUGCCCAGGUUGACCAAAUCAAGAUGGACGCUGAAACCGCCAAGGCUCAUCAUGAUAUGAUGCUCGAAGAGUCGCAAACCACCAGUGCGACCAAUCUUGAUGCUUUGGAACGUAAGCAUCAAAGCUACAUGGAAGAUAUCCAGACUCGCUACGAACGCGAGCUUUACAACAAGACCGAGGAUGCUCAGCGUACAGAAUCGAACUUGCUCGAGCGCCUGAGUCUGUCUAGUUCUAAGGUCGAGCAUCUACAAGAUCGCCUUGCUCACAUGGAAGAGAAAGUACAAAUUGCCCAGGAAGCUGCUAAAGCUGCGGCACAGACUGCCAAAGCCACUCGAGCAUUCGAGUCUGUAGCUCCUGCUGCAGCCGUUGUCAGAUCCGGGGCUGUUGCUCAGGCAAGGCAAGUUCCGGAGAAGAUUUCUCCACAGGCACUCCGCGAAUCCAUCAUGGUACUACAAGAGCAACUUCAGGCAAGAGAGCAGCGCAUCGAAGAGCUUGAGCAGACUGUAUCCAGACUUGAUCCUGAUGCCGCUACUAAAAUCACCAAGAGGGACGAUGAAAUCACGUGGCUACGUGAGCUUCUUGCUGUAAGACACAGUGACCUACAGGAUAUCAUUGUGUCUUUAUCAGCCGAAAACUUUGACAGACAAGCGGUCUUCGACGCGACCAUUCGAUUGAAGGCUAACCUUCAAAUGGAAGAGCAAGAGCGCGAGAGAGCCAUGAAUGGUGGUUCGGCCAUCAACCUACCCGACAUCGCUGCUGCCAUCAAAGGCGCUGCAACUCCGCGAGCUGCUCAGGCUGUAGGCCAUUUGGCUGCUGCUUGGGGUAACUGGCGCAAAGGUAACCAGCCUUCGCUUAACAAUUUCUCAAGCACGAGGUCUCCUGCGCCGGCAAGAAAUCACACUCCAUCGCGGAGCAAGCCUAGCCCGCUACCGCAGAACGACUUUCUCUCUGGAUUGAUGACUCCGCCCGCAUCUGGAUUGCGCAGCACUCCGCCAGCUGAACAAAGCAAGGCUCAACCUACAGCCUUCGGUAAUACGGGACGCCGGUUUACAGCCGAGGAAUUCGCCAAUCGCGCUCGCGGGCCUUCCAUGACUGCGCGACAAGCCGAGAAGAUGCCCAUGCCCGGCACACCCCCGCGCCGCAUCUCCGAUUUGAGAGAGCCAGUGACUCCCCCGAUGGCUCGCUCAACUGGAUAUGACGCCGAUGCUAGUCACAUCGAAGAUUUCGAUGAUGCUGGAUUCUUCGACGAUUAA
This is a messenger RNA of Truncatella angustata, 6447 nucleotides long. RefSeq lists its product as uncharacterized. The transcript is spliced from 3 exons. Bases 1 to 6447 code for a protein of 2148 amino acids. The record is from RefSeq and is a predicted model, not a curated record. Gene Ontology annotation, cellular component: cytoskeleton. NCBI's taxonomy places the organism in Eukaryota, Fungi, Ascomycota, Sordariomycetes, Amphisphaeriales, Sporocadaceae.